AUGGCCACUGAGGAACCCACGGUCUGGACACAAUGGCACUGGCUGGACAUAAUGGGGGGCAGGAAGAAAGCAAAGCGCCAGUUUACCCAGGGCUUCUGCUGUCACUCAGGGAAGGGGGCGGAGUCUAGACCCCUAUCCAAUCAGGGGCGCUGGGGCGGGGCCCUGCCACUGUCCUCCAGGGAAGGGGAGAUUGCAUUCCCGCUCUCUUCACUCCGAGAGCUGUUCGCGCCUGUUAAGGUAUGGGUCUUUCCUUCUCUGAGAGGGACCAGUUACUUCCGCCGUAGCUGCUGCUGCUCUGUCGACUGCAAGGUGAGCUGCACUAUUCGCGGGACCUUUAGAGAGGACGCCGGGAUACCUCGAAGCUCGGAAAUGGUGAGCACGCUGGGCUGGGGGGUCCCAAGCCGAAAGGAGGGGCUGGGUGGAACCGAGAGGAACCCGCUGUGGCGGGGCCCAGGCCUCCCUGCAGCGACGCUGGGGUCCGGACACAGUCCCCCUGGCGCAGCUCGGUCCUCCGUCUCCUCGGCCGCUGGGUGGGGCUGGGCCGGCAGCCGGGACCCCGGGCGUCCUGUCAGGUCCCUGCGCGGCAACUGCGGUCCCAGCCCCGGCCCCGGCUCCCUCUCUGAGCAGCUCCGCGCCCGCAGCCCCGCGUCUCCGGUGGUUCAGGGACCACGGAAGGGUCAUGGGGGGAUCCCGCCUCGGCAUCCUGAGAACUUCCUAGGAACAGGGUGUAGGAACCCAGUGCUGUCAGCCUCACUCAUCCUCCUGUCUACAUGUGGGAUAUUUCAGGAUUCGGUGGCCUUUGAGGAUGUGGCUGUGAACUUCACCCAGGAAGAGUGGGCUUUGCUGGAUCCUUCCCAGAAAAAUCUCUACAGGGAAGUGAUGCAGGAAACCUUGAGGAACCUGGCCUCCAUAGGAAAAAAGUGGAACAACCAGUACAUUGAAGAUGAGCACCAAAAUCCUAGGAGAAACCUAAGAAGAAUUAUAAAAGAGAGACUCUCUGAAAGGAAAGAAAGUCAUCAGCAUGGAGAAGUUUUGACACAGGUUCCAGAUGACACAUUGAAGAAGAAAAUUCCUGGAGUAAAAUCACAUGAAAGCAGUGUGUGUGGAGAAAUCGGCAUGGGUCUUUCAUCUCUUAAUAGGCACCUGAAAGCCUUUAGUUAUUCCAGUAGCCUUUCAAUACAUGGAAGAACUCACACUGGGGAAAAGCGUUAUGAAUGUAAGGAAUGUGGGAAAGCAUUCAGGUUUCCCAGUUCUGUUCGUAGACAUGAAAGAAUCCACUCUGCAAAAAAACCCUAUGAAUGUAAGCAAUGUGGGAAAGCAUUAUCUUAUCUUAUAAGCUUUCAAACACACAUGAGAAUGCACACUGGAGAGAGACCUCAUAACUGUAACAUAUGUGGGAAAGCCUUUUUUUCUCCCAGUUCGUUAAAAAGACACGAGAAAAGUCACACUGGAGAGAAACGCUAUAAAUGCACACAAUGUGGUAAAGCUUUCAAUUGUCCCAGUUCCUUUCAAUAUCAUGAAAGGACUCACAGUGGAGAGAAACCCUAUGAGUGUACACAAUGUAGGAAAGCCUUCAGAUCUGUCAAGUACCUGCGAGUACAUGAAAGAAAACACACUGGAGAGAAACCCUAUGAGUGUAAGCUGUGUGGUAAGGGCUUUAUUUCUUCCACUUCCUUUCGCUAUCAUGAAAAGACUCACACUGGAGAGAAACCUUAUGAAUGUAAGAAAUGUGAGAAAGCCUUCAGUUUUGUCAAGGAUCUUCGAAUCCAUGAAAGGACACACACUGGAGAGAAACCCUUUGAAUGUAAACGAUGUGGGAAAACCUUCACUUCUUCUAACUCCUUUCACUAUCAUGAAAGGACUCACACUGGAGAGAAACCCUAUGAGUGUGAGCAAUGUGGGAAAGCUUUCCGAUCUGCCUCAAUCCUUCAAAAGCACAUACGAACUCACACAGGAGAGAAACCCUAUGGAUGUACGCAAUGUGGGAAAGCCUUUAGAGUUGCCUCACAACUUAAAAUGCAUGAAAGGACUCACACAGGAGAGAAACCCUAUGAGUGUAAGCAAUGUGGAAAAGCCUUCAUUUCUUCCAAUUCCAUUCGUUAUCAUAAAAGGACUCACACUGGAGAGAAACCUUAUAAAUGUAAACAAUGUGGAAAAGCCUUCAUUUCUUCCAACUCUUUUCUCUAUCAUGAAAAGAUUCACACUGGAGAGAAACCCUAUGAGUGUAAGCAAUGUGGGAAAGCCUUUAGAUCUGCCUCAGCCCUUCAUAAGCAUGUAAGGACUCACGCUGGCUAGAAACUCUGUGGAUGUAAGCAAUAUGGUAAAGUCCUUAGAUGGGACUCAGAACUUCAAAUGCAUGGAAGGACUCACUGCAGAGACACCUGUAAUCUCAGCAUUUUGGGAAGCCAAGGCAGGAAGAUUGCUUAAGCUGAAGAGGUCAAGACCAGCUUGGGCAACAUGGUGAGA
Molecule: messenger RNA, 2466 nt
Organism: Chlorocebus sabaeus (green monkey)
Lineage: Eukaryota; Metazoa; Chordata; Mammalia; Primates; Cercopithecidae
Source: RefSeq, a predicted model, not a curated record